Molecule: messenger RNA, 6399 nt
Organism: Zasmidium cellare ATCC 36951
Lineage: Eukaryota; Fungi; Ascomycota; Dothideomycetes; Mycosphaerellales; Mycosphaerellaceae
Exons: 5
Coding region: 1-6399 (2132 amino acids)
Molecular function (GO): ATP-dependent chromatin remodeler activity; ATP binding
Source: RefSeq, a predicted model, not a curated record
AUGCCACCCAAGACCCAAGACGCAGACUCUGGGAUGGCGGACAAGCCCAUCGCUGAUUCCAACGACGACAUCACACAAGUCUCGAAGCGGCACGAUGUUAUGAACUAUGUUCUUUGCCAGGAUGCCACACUUUGCAAGAGAGACUUCGCCACGUUGACUCUCAGUCCAGUCAUGGUCAAAUACUUCUGCUUGCUACGUAAUAACGUGACUGCCAAGUCUAUCAUCCAGCAGGCGUUGUACUAUCUUCGCAACUUCAGUACGAUGACAGAUGAGGAGGUGAGACAAGAUCUUCAAUGCAGAGGCGACGCUUCCACGGCGUUUGCGAAGUGCAGCCCCAAACAACGUGCCAUAGCAGAGAUACUUUGGCUUUGGAAGUUCGACUUGCAAGCGUGGGAGGAGGAUCGGUCGCGGGACUCUGAAUAUGACCAGUACUACGACCAGCUGAUCACGGACAUGAAUGCGUCGCCCAACAAGGACCAGCAGAGACCGGCCUACACCCUCGAUUCGAUCUCCUCCGACGUUCGCAAAGGCCCCGACAAGCUUCCCCCUGGGCUCACAGAUGAGGAAUGCAAGAAGCAUGGAGAGAUUCCGACCCUGGAAGUCUGCAACAGACUGUGGGUGUGGUAUUGGCACGCGAAGCAACAUUGUAUCUCGGGAGCGCGUAUUACGACGGGUGCCUUUCUUAAAGACAACAACGGUGACAAGUACAACUGUCGACCGCCCAAGUGGUGGGACGAUGAGGGUGAAGUCAACGACAAACCCCAUCCGCUUGCCUUUGCAGAAGCGCAAGGACUCUUCGAAAAAGAGGAAGAGGAACUGCACGACUUCAAGGCCAUCCGAUGCACUGUCAAGAUCCGAGCGAAGAAGGUAUUCAAGGAGGCAGCAGUGGCGCUGGAGGAUGACGAUCUGGAAGUCCCGAUGAUGCCACCAGACUCCAUCGAGAUCGAGAACCCAUGUCAGUAUCGCGAUCUUGCGGAGUGGCGAGACAUUAUCCGCACAAAGUUCAACAUAGAGCCGUGGAAGGCCAAUUUGGUCGACAUCAGAGUCUGUCUGACCAUGGGCGACGGCAAAGAGACGGAAAAGGUUGUGUGGAGCGACAGCGAAUGGAUGUCCUAUGACCAACUCUUCGAGUGUCUUCAGAUCGAAAACCUUGAAGAGGCGGCAUUCUCCGUGCGGUUCAGAAUCGAUGGAUCCACCACAUUCGAAUGCUCUCGGCUCGCUGCGCAUCUUCGAAAGCACCUGCACCCAGAUCCCCAGGAUGGCGAUGUCGCAUUGGAAUCUGAACCAGAAGACGCCUCAGAGGACGAGCUGGCAAGAAUUCUUGCCCUUCUAGCAAGGGGCGAAGUGCAAGAGCCAAACGACCCAGAGGAAGACAUGUCAUUGGGUCCCGAGUCUUCAACAAUUCUUGCCGAUGAAGACGACUACGAGGAAGAGCGGGAGGAGGAAGACCCAACCCCUCCAACCUACGUCGUACCAUCCGUCGAAGAUGUCGAAGAAGACGACGCCACAGAGCAUCCCAAGCCAAGCGCCAGGAUGGAGCAAACUGCGGAGACACGUGCUCAGAGCUCCACUCCCACCAAGAACUCUCGCCCACCGUCACCCAAAGCCGACUUCGCUGCACGCGUAGAAGACAAAGAUGUGGCCGAUUGGAUAGAGAGUAUACGGGAGGGCGACAGGGAGGCAGGCCGGCAAGGCCAAGAGAGAGGCCGAGAGGUCUUCCACGAACUGAACAACAAGAUGAGGGCGUUGGCCAUCCAAUCCGCGCCCCCGAGAAAAGAACUAUCUUCGUUGCCCAAACUCCCACCACAACGUGGAAAUCGCGGCAAGUACUCUGGCCCUCGCCUCCAGGACGAUGGGGUCAAGGGAAUGAAGAAGGCUUUGAAAGCAUCACAAGUGAGAGGUCAGAAAGCCAAGAAGGUCAUGGACGACAUGCUGCGACAUCAACGAACCAGACGUAUCCGCAAUAGCCGUCACAAUGGGUCCAACUACAACUCACGGAGCCGACCCAACCUGCAUAGCCCGACCGAGCCGUCUGCGGGUUUAGAGGGAGACCAAUUCGGCCGCAGCCAUGAACAGUUCAUCAAGGAGGAGUACGACGGCUACGACGUCAUCAACGACAAGCGUGCGAAGAUUGAGUGGAUGCGGUAUGCCAUUAACAUGAGCGUGGGCCAAUCUCAGGCACCACAGAAGAAGUGGGGGACUUCCUUUGCAGUGCAAGACGUCGCCCACGCUAUGGAUGCGAAUAUGCGGCAGAACGCCCUCAAUCGCAACGCCGACUCAAACGAGGACCCCAAGAAAGGCGACGAGUCUAAGGCCGACAAGGUAUCAGACGUCGAUGUAGAAGCCGCGCUUUUUGGUGCUACUGGACACCCUGGACCGGCUCUCGACUUGUGCUUGAAGCUCCUGGGAAUGGAGAAGACGGUCAAGCAUGGAAACAUGUGGAAGUAUCGUUCCAAAAAGUACAUGGACGACUGCAAAGUCGACCUGCUCCCAACACAAAUCACCGGGAUGGUGCAUAUGCUGUGGCGCACGUUGGGUACUUUCCCACUCAGCAAAGAGCAGCAGAAGGAGCGCCCAUACUUUGAGAACAUCGUCAAAAUGCUCAACUACGACUCACCUCUCACCCACGGCGGCAUUCUCGGCGACUCCCCGGGCAUGGGCAAGACAUACACAACUCUGGCCUUCUUCAAUUGGUAUGCGCAACAUGCAGAGCACGUCGACGAGGAUGGCAACCCCGAUCAUCGUCCCAGCGUCCUAGUCGUCCCCGAUGGCGUCGUGUUUCAUCAAUGGGUCACUGCUGCAGCGCGGAUGUUCCCAAAGAUCAACCUGAUCGCCUGCAAACCCGGCGAUCCAUGGCCGCAGAUGAACGAGACUCACUCGCCAUUCGAAUAUCUGAGCAGCGAGCAGACCAGGGAUCCGUGGAGCAAGAAGUCUGGCUUUCCGACCGGGCUGCAGUACGUCUUCGACAACACCGAUCCACGAGCUUCCAGAGCCCUUUUCGUGGCCCCGUACAAGACAUGGUUGAAGCGUGUCGUGGAUCUCAGUGAUGCGCCUCUGCUCCUUCAAGACGUCCGACCUCUGCGAGACAACUGUAUGACAGUGAAGCUCAACGCAGACGAAAAAGAGAAGCUUGGCAGGGAAGAGAUCGUUCGAAUGUUUACUUGCCCAAAGUGGCAAAAUGUCAUGGUUGGCAUGGCCAUGUGCGACGAGGGUCACACCAUACGGAACCCAACGACCCACAUGCACUGGUCUGUUCGUGGCCUGCAUGCAAAGAAGAACUGGCUGUUGACGGCGACUCCCGUCAUACAGUAUGCUCCAGAAUUGGCAGACCUCUCCCGCGUGCUCUGGCCGUCAAUCUUGCAAGAUCUGAAGCGGCAUCCAAGAUGGAAGGACAUUGGGCCGAACUUCGAUAACAUUUGCGAGACUAUGCACCGAUCUCAACCGUGGAAGGCCAUCAACAGCCUCAUCGCCAAGGAGAACAUCCCACCAAACGACUCCCUGCAGCUGAUGUGUCUGGAACCCAAUGUGCUGCGUUGCCUGCUCGAGUCAAAAGACCUCAAAGCAAUCGCUGCAAACUUCAAGAAAUUUGACGACUUUCUCACAUUGCGUCGGUCUCCUGAGAGCAGCCUGCCGAACUUGAUUGGCCCAGACUUACCGCUCAAGUCCAUCAUGGUCGAACACAAGACCGUCACAUCGGGCCUCCAAUUUCGACAAGGCGCUGAAGAGAUUGAACAUCUCUACUGGCAUCGCCGUGCCAGCAAGAAGUACGAAGAGCUGUGCCAGCUGCAGCGCAACAAGUCCAAGUCGGCGAGACACAAGGUUCCACCGGUUUCCCCUGCGCUGCGACAGAUGAGCAUCGCGGCCGCAUCGAACCUACUAUCGAGAUUCGAGCGACAAAUUGUAGAGUUCACCAAGGGCAAUACUAACGUGGAGUCGAUCAAGAACUGGCGGGACUCUGGACUGGACGCAGACAUGUUGCUGUACAUCGCCAACGACGGCGAUACUAUCCGCAAGGGCAAGAAGUCCGAGCGGCCUUCCAGGGCUGAGCGUCUCUCGAAGCUCACAGAGGGUUCUCCGAAGCUUCGAGAGAUCUUGAUCCAUAUCCGCGACUAUGUCCUACCAAAGGAAGGCGAAAAGGGACCUCUCCGCUUCAGAAAGCUUCUCAUCACUGAAGAACUCCCCCUGGUCGCCUGGUUCUGGGAGCUUGCCCUCAACUUUCUGCAUGUCCACACCCAAGUGCUGCAUUCCGAACUCGAGGAACACGAGCGCGAGUUUGUGGUCGACCAGUUCAACAACCCGCCGGCCGAUGGUGACCUCUCGCACCUCACGGUCCUCGUGUUGCUAUACACCAUCAACGCGAGUGGUGUCAACCUGGAUUGGGAUUGCAAUCGCUGCAUUGUGGCAACCGCCGCCAGCAGCGCCCCGCUGGAGAUCCAAGCUUGGUCUCGGCUCAUUCGAGUGUCCCAGCAAAAGGAAGUCGAGAUCUUUCGGCUCUGUGUUGACAACUCGCACGAUGAAUGGCGCGAGGCAUCCCAAGCAAAUAAAGCUCUCAUCGACGCCGCCACCAAGGCGUUCUCUGGCCAGACCAAGAAGACGCUCGCGAAAUUGCUGAGUACCGACGGCAUUGAGGAGAUUGAGGACGUCAAGCGUACGGCACUUGGCAAAGCCAUCCAGGGAAUCUUCGAUGAUAAGCUGUUUGGUGAUGAUUUCGCAGAGGCGAGAGCGGAACUUUAUCAGAAAGUUCUGGAGAAUGACAUCAAGGAGAAGCUGUCAGAGGAAGACGCUGCCGAGUUGAAGCCGAUGGCCAAGACCACUGCGGACAAGCCCCAAACCCCUGAGCCAGAAUUCUUGCCGCCCAACACCGCCAAUCCAAAAGCAGCAACACCGUCUCGGGCAGGAAACUAUCGCGCACCAGAGCAAGAAUCCUUGCCGACGAACAAGCCCCAAACCCCUGAGCCAGAAUUCUUGCCGCCGAACACCGCCAAUCCACAAGCAGCAACGCCGUCUCGGGCAGGAGACGAUCGUGCAACAGAGCAAGAAUCCUUGCUGACAGACACGGGGACCGCUCCUCAGACCAGCACUCGUGCCGUUGCAGAAGCCAACUCGGCUUCAAGAAAGCUGCUGGAAGAGGAAAUGAAGGCACACGAAGAGGCAGCCGCGGCGAGGAUCAUCGCCACAGCCGAAGACGCAGUAUUGGAAGAAGUGGAAGACCCCAACGCCGGUGACGAGUGGCUGGGAGACGGCGGUGAUGUUGAUGACGAGGAAAUGAUCAAGACGGAGACCUUGAGGGAGCAGCAUCCUGCGACUGAAUGCGAGCGCCGAGAAGAGACUCGACAACUACAUCCCAAACACCAGAACGAACUCUCCAGCAAGUCUAGCAUUGGAGACAAGUGGAAGUCUCAUCUUGGGCAAAUGUCAAGCAACGAGAGGAAGACCCUCGACCAGGACAUCGUCUACACUCUUUACAUCUGUCAGAUUGAGGAGCCCAAGCGGAAGUACAAGGCGGAAGAGAUUGAGAAUCUUGACUCCAUCACCAUCGAGAGAGCCCUCCGGCUCUUGCACAGACACCGCUCCGGAAAGGAGCGUACCAAGUCGCGAGUUGCUCCACACUUGGACUACUCCAAAUUGGAACACGAGAAAGGCAUGGCGGUCAUGGCCAAAAUCAAGCAUGAGACAUGCCGGGCAGACAUCGAAGCGACCGCCGAGGCGUUUGGGUUCGCGAUCAAGUCGCAAAAGGAGCGCUCCGCCGAGGCGCUCAAGGAGGCCCAGACCUUGAAGGAGAUCAAGGAAGACAUGGCCAGAUCAUCAGGCCAGCGCAAGGCGCCAAAGUCGAAGACGACCAACUCGAAGUACAAGUCGAAAGCUACGGUGGAGGAUGAGGAUGAUGACAUGGACCUUGACAACAUCGACCUUAGCAGUCCGACUCUUCCAGGGAAGAAAUACAAGUCGAAAGCUACGGUGGAGGAUGAGGACAGCGACCUCGACAUCGACCACAUCCUCGACAGUCCGACUCUUCCAGGGAAGAAAUACAAGCCACAGCGAGACGGUGACUUGUUUGCCGACGGUGGUACUGGCGGCGCAGACGACGGCGACGAAGUCCUCGGUUCGGAUUCGCCUCAGAAGCCAACACUACGGACGUCCACGCCCUGGUUCCCGCAUACCAGCCCUGCUUUCGGAAGCCCAUCCCGUGCCUCUAGUCAAUUGGCUGAGCCAUCGACUGGGACUGAUGGCAAGAGGAGUUUGGGGGGAUACGGUCCACCAGAGCUUGACCAGGCAGAGAUCAUCGACAACUUCGAGCAGGAUAUGAAGAAGAAGACCACGGGCGAGCAGGAGCCGGGUAUGAAUGCGGAGGACAUGGCGGGGAGUGAGGAUGAGUUUAACUUGUCUGAAUUCGAGUAG